CCCAAAACAGCGGCCGUGCGUGAGUAAAGUCGAACCUUGAAACCCGGCGCCCCGCGUGACGCACAAACGCGGCAAAAAUGAAGCUAUCUUGUCUUUGUGACGCGCCGCCCGCAGAAACAAUCCCAACGACCUUUUCUUCCCCAAACAACUCUCGGGGCUGUAGAACCAAUGCCGAGACUGGGCGGGAAAGCCAGAAGACGCUUGAAUUGUUCCACUCAUUGGCUGGAGGCAAAGCUGGAAAGGACAGUGGGAAGGCCAAGGCUAAAGCAGUGUCUCGCUCACAGAGAGCUGGGCUGCAGUUUCCUGUGGGCCGCAUCCACAGACACUUGAAGACUCGCACCACAAGCCACGGAAGGGUACUGGAGCUGGCAGGUAACGCUUCCAAGGAUCUCAAAGUGAAGCGCAUCACUCCACGGCACUUACAGCUCGCAAUCCGUGGUGAUGAGGAAUUGGAUUCUCUCAUCAAAGCGACCAUAGCUGGGGGUGGUGUGAUCCCUCACAUCCACAAAUCUCUGAUUGGAAAGAAGGGACAACAGAAAACGGCUUAGAAGACUGUUGUAACCAACCCUCUUCCUCCCCAACAUUGUACUGUAACAGAAGAAAUAAUGGGGAUAUGUGGAAUUUUAAAAACCAGUUAAAUGGAAAAGCAUAGACAAUUACUUGUAGACAUGAUAAAAAGAAACAUUUGUAUGUUCUUAGACUCGAAGUUUGAUAAAAGUACCUUUUCAUGUGGUGACAGUUGUGUGUUGAUUGGCUAGGUCCCUCCCAUGUGUUUUAUACAAAAAUGGAAUUGAUAAACCAUUUUUUACAAAAAUUGAUUUGUCUCAAUUUAUGUUCUGUUUAUAAUAUGCUGAAAAUAUUUCGCUCAGACUUUGACAUGUGUUAAAUCCCAAAUUGGUUAUUCAAAAUAAUAACAGAACUAAAAGGAGAAAUGUAGCUCUCCCUCAACUGAUAGGGUGAUGGAGUGAAUUGUAGGCACCAUUUGCUUCUAGUAGCACCGUUAUUUUAUUGGGUCAUCGGAAAAGCCUUGUUAUAUUUUUUCCUGGAAGGAUGCGUCAUGACUUCUGACGACUUGGUACAUACCACCAGAAAAGAAAAACUGCCAGUGCCAGCCAUGGUGUGCCAUCCGUUGUGAGCCACAUGCCAAGUUCAGAGAUGCUAGAAAACAGCCUAUGCAGGGAUGGCUAAAGUUGUUUGACUCUUUACUGAGCGCUUCCCAUGUGCUAGGUCCUGUGCUGGAUCCUUCAUGAUCAAGACAUUCUGUUACCUGCACAUUAUAGAUGUGGAGCCUCUGACACAGAAAUAAAAGGAUUUGGCAAAAAAUCAUGCAGCUAGUAGACAGAAAGUGACAGCACUAAGAUUCAUACUUCAUUCUGGCUGACACGUACCUGGAUACUUUAAGUUCCUAUAUUUAUAUUGAGUGGUCUUUUAUUGAUAUAGUAACAUUCAGUAAUUAAUACAAUCUUUUAAAAUUAUUUUUCUUUGUUAGUUUCUAAGCAACUUAGAAGAUUUAAGUUAAUGUACUAGUUAAUAGUCCAUCAGAAAAUUCUAUUUUUCUGCCUGGAAGUUAUCAUUAAAGAAGAAGAUAUGUAAUGUUUUAUAGUGGUAAUAUUAUCAAAAGAAAACUCAUUUUAAAACAUUUUAUUAUGGAAAUUCUAAUAAAUACACAAAAAAUAAAGAGCAUAGUAUAAUGAAGCCCCAUGUAGCCAUUCUCCACCUUCAGCUG
Molecule: messenger RNA, 1726 nt
Organism: Tupaia belangeri chinensis (Chinese tree shrew)
Lineage: Eukaryota; Metazoa; Chordata; Mammalia; Scandentia; Tupaiidae
Gene: H2AZ2
Product: H2A.Z variant histone 2
Exons: 5
Coding region: 78-548 (156 amino acids)
Cellular component (GO): nucleosome
Molecular function (GO): DNA binding; structural constituent of chromatin; protein heterodimerization activity
Source: RefSeq, a predicted model, not a curated record